This is a messenger RNA of Acaulospora morrowiae, 448 nucleotides long. NCBI's taxonomy places the organism in Eukaryota, Fungi, Glomeromycota, Glomeromycetes, Diversisporales, Acaulosporaceae. The record is from the annotation of a GenBank genome assembly.
UCAGUCUGGAUUCGACCAUAAAAUGUUUUGGAGUAAAUGCGGUGGACAUGACCAUACAGUGCUAGUGAUGAGAAUUCGCGGAACUAACGAGAUUACCGGAGGGUAUAAUCCGCUUGAAUGGUCGAUGAAACAAAAUGGGUAUAUGAGAACUGAAAAUAGUUUUCUUUUUUCGCUUAAAAAUGGUAAACAGAAAUCUAUAGUCAGUCGAGUAAGAAAAGACAAGGUUGAUGAGGCCAUCUAUAUUUGUCGUUCACAUGGCCCAAAAUUUGGUAAACGAGAUAUGUUUAUGGGAAAAACCUUCAACAGUGUAGAAAAAAAUGAUCAAUGUAAGUGUAAAUUUAAAAAUUACCAAGUGAAAAUUAGGAGUACAAAAAAAUUUUCUAUCGACGAAUAUGAAGUAUUUCAAGUUUUUAGAAAAUUCGACAUGUAUCCUCCCAGCAGCCAAUAA